AGCGGGGAUUGGGGCUGGGCGAGGGAGAGGGCUGCCUGGGUCUCCCUUUCCUGGGAGCACGUCUCUGUCCCGAGGCCCCUCCGUCAGGCCGAAACCAGCAGGAGGCUUGAAAUAAGAAGGCAAAACCCCUUUGAAGGAGCGUGACCGGAGGGAGCCCCGCCAGAGGCCUGCCUGCGACCGGAUCCUGCCCUCCCCGGCACCAUGGUGACAGAGAAGGAGGUAGAGGCCAUCGGCCGGACGCUGGUGGACGCGGCCCAGCCCCUGCCCGCCCGGUUCCGAGCCCUCUUCACCCUGCGCAACCUGGGCGGCCGCGCGGCCGUGGACUGGAUCAGCCGGGCUUUCGGGGAUGGCUCCGCGCUGCUGAAGCACGAGCUGGCCUACUGCCUGGGCCAGAUGCAGGACGAAGCGGCCAUCCCUGUGCUCAUCCGGGUGCUGGAGGACACCAGCCAGGAGCCCAUGGUCAGGCACGAGGCGGGUGAAGCCCUGGGUGCUAUCGGGAAUCCCGAUGUGCUGGAUAUCCUGAAACGCUAUUCAGAGGAUUCUGUGGUUGAGGUGGCAGAGACGUGUCAGCUGGCAGUGAAGAGGCUGGAGUGGCUGCAGGAGAACAAGCAGGAGCCGGGCACCAGCCCCUACCUCUCCGUGGAUCCUGCUCCCCCUGCUGAGGAGACAGACGUCGCCAAACUCCGCAAAACCCUCCUGGAUGAGUCGUGCACGCUGUUCGACCGCUACAGGGCCAUGUUUGCCCUGCGAAACCUGGGGGGCCAGGCUGCCGUGCUGGCGCUGGCGGAUGGACUGCGUUCUGGCAGCGCCCUCUUCCGCCAUGAGAUCGGCUACGUGCUGGGCCAGAUGCAGGAUGAGGCCUGUGUCCCGCAGCUGACGGCCGCACUGCGCAGCCGCACCGAGAGCCCCAUGGUGCGCCACGAAUGUGCCGAGGCCCUGGGCUCCAUCGCUCGCCCCUCCUGCCUGGAGACCCUGCGUGCCUUCGCCCGCGACGAGGAGCGGGUGGUGCGGGAGAGCUGCGAGGUGGCGCUGGACAUGUACGAGUAUGAGAACGGUGCCCAGUUCCAGUACGCCGACGGGCUCUGCAAGCUGCAGGCCUCCGCCUGAGCCCUGGCUAGGGGGGGCACGGGCUGGGCGCGCUGCCUCCCACCACCCCCGCCCCGCUGCGCUUUCAUGGCCGCCUCUGUCGACAUGGAUCCGUGCCUUGCCGUGGCAGAGGUGGAGGAGGAACUGGCUUUGCUCUCUGGCACAAUUACAGCCGCCUUCUCCCUCCAAAUCCAGGCUGAGCUGCUACUUGCCUCCCACCCCCCCCCCGUUUCCUGGAUCUGCCCCUUUUUCCCUGCCAGGAUCAGCACUGCCUGCCCGCAGCCUGGCUCGGGGCUUGGACCGGGUGGGCUCCGCUCUGCACGUCGGAGCCUGUUGCGGCUGUUGCGGGGCCCGGGGCUGCUCUGGGCUUGUGCUGCCGUGGCGGCUUGGUGUGAAACGGCUCCGCUUUCCCUGCCUGAGCUUUGCUGGGGGGCCAGGGCUGGCUUUGGGCGCUCGCUUUCGUAGCUUGUAGCAGUGCGAUGCCUCAAAAUCACCCUUGGUGCUGGUGCUGAGCUGGAUCCCUCCUUGCCUCUGCAGCGGAGGAGCUGCUGUGGGUUUGGCCUCUCGUGUCGGGGCAGGCCGGGGCUGUGCUUGCAGCAGCCUUUGCCCUGGGAUGGGGGUUGUUUCAUGGCAAAGUUUGGAAGAUUUGGCUGCGCUUUUUCUUUCUGCAGGGAACGGCGCUGCCAUUAGGGCUUACAGGGUGAGGCAGAGCCUGCCCAGACUUUCCCCCGCGUUUAACCAGACCUGGGAGGGCUGAGGCUGGUGUCUGCUGCCGUCACCCAGCACCCAAACCCCCCAGGCAACCCAACAUGGGCACGGGGCGGGGGCUGGCAGGGAAUAAAGCGCUGGUGGGGGGA
Molecule: messenger RNA, 1943 nt
Organism: Gymnogyps californianus (California condor)
Lineage: Eukaryota; Metazoa; Chordata; Aves; Accipitriformes; Cathartidae
Gene: DOHH
Product: deoxyhypusine hydroxylase
Exons: 5
Coding region: 202-1107 (301 amino acids)
Biological process (GO): peptidyl-hypusine biosynthetic process
Molecular function (GO): deoxyhypusine monooxygenase activity
Source: RefSeq, a predicted model, not a curated record